UUAGUUUGCUACUUAUGAACAGAGCAUAAUUAGGUAGUUACGAUGUAAAAAGUCUAUAACGUGUAAUCUAAAAUGCGUACAACAUAAAAAACUAGAUAAAUCAAUGACUCAACCUGCCGGCCUGUUCAACGACGUCGAGACCGAUACACCUCGAAAUAUUGUAUCAAUUCGGAACGAAUACGUCCGAGCCCCGAAUGGGUUUGUUUUCUAGAGCUACGAUAGGUAUUUGAUAGAGUUACCACUAUUAGAUAGUAAUACAAAAAACAAAAAUGAGUACAACCACGGCACAUUUGCCCUCGCACAAUCAAACUCUAGUCGUAGAUAUGAAUCGUAGUGGUAAUACAAGUAGAGUAGCACCGGCCUUCAGCAGCGAAUACUGGGAGGAUCCACCAGGGUAUGAUGAUGUGGUUACACCGGAGGCUCCGCCUCCACCGUACGAGUCACUGUUUGGUCGCGUCCGAGAAGUUCACAAAGCUUCGAACGGGACGUUGGAUUUUGUGAAGAACGUUGUCACGCUGCUGUUGGGAACUUUGGGCUGCACCAUUAUUCUUGGGAUUACGAUUGUCAUUCCUCUUUGUAUGCUUGCCUUUGGUAUGAUGUUCAUGCGUCAGUGUCCUAAAAGUGAGUAUAUUCCUGUUUUUCUCAUGGUCGGCGGUGGCUUGGGAAUUAUCAAGCAGCUGUUGCAUCUAUCUACACGAGUGCGAAGCAGAGUAGAGGAUCAGGAACUGGAGCGGCUGCGGCAAUACCCAACGCAAACCAUGAUCAACUGUUUCCUGCUCGGUUGGUUCGUCAUCGGAUCCUUUUGGGUGUACGGAAUCUACGAGCCAAGUUACGAUCCCGCUAGCAAAAAUGGCUAUUGCAACAAAACGUUGUACCUAUUCUCGUUUUGGUUGCUGUCGUCGAUUUAUAUUGCAUUGGGAGUAGUGACAUUUAUUUUGGUGGGAGUGGCUAUUCUUGGAACCGUUAUCGGUUUUUUCUCGCUCUGGCACAAUGCCGAUGAAUCUGCGUAAUGGUUGUUGGAAUCCUCCUGUAGUAGUUUUACAGAAAAUUUCAUGGGAUUUCAUAAACCAUUUGCUUUUUCAUUGCCCACCUUGUAUUUGAUAAGUGAUCUCCAAUUGAUUAGGAAUUCUGACAUUGAUCUCUUAAACCCUCCACAGUUUACCCAUCUUUUGAUAGAAAAUGUCCAAAGACAAAUUAAGUGUUACCGUUUUCAUAGCUAAAUAUGUGAUAUUUUCGCCAAACUUAUUAGAUGUAUUAAUACAAAGCGCUUUCUAAAAGUCAAAAAAGAAGAAAAAAAUUGGUGUAUGUAAUUUAUUGCUAAAACUUUGGAUGUUACUGUAGUUUACUUCAUUCUGCGUAGAAAGUAGAACCAACCGAUAAGCAUGACUAGUUUUUAUUAUUGAAGUGAGCAAACUACAUACAUUUAUACAUCUUUCCAUAUUCAGUAUUUAUAACAUUCAACGGUGCCUCAACUUUUAAACUACCUUCAACCAAGUUAUUGAUAAUCCGCUACCACAAUAUGCAAACACUUUUGAUCGCAUUUUACUAUAAGAAGCUUAUCUGGAAUUCUGAUAUUAUUACGGAAUGGGCUUUGAACAGUUAGUCCUUUCUCAUGCAACCGAUCUAGUAUA
Molecule: messenger RNA, 1631 nt
Organism: Sabethes cyaneus
Lineage: Eukaryota; Metazoa; Arthropoda; Insecta; Diptera; Culicidae
Product: transmembrane protein 272-like
Exons: 2
Coding region: 270-1010 (246 amino acids)
Source: RefSeq, a predicted model, not a curated record